GUUUCCAUUUCCUUCCUUCCUCUAAACUUUUACCUCUAGGGUUUCUCCUUUCAUGGUUUACUCAGUAUAACUAAAUUGAUUUUGCCCUCCACGAAUCCUCCUGUGAUGUUCACUGCGAUCAUGGCAAUGAAAACGAAUCUUUUUCUUGGUUUGAUAACCAUAAUUAUUAUAACUGCGUUCAUGUUAACGGUAGGAGGGGAAAGCAUUGACUCGACUACAUGCCUGUGCAAUAGGAACAUUUGCAACGCUGUAACACUGGGUGCUGUCGAUUUCCAGACGUCGGGGGAAAAAUGCCAAAAGAUGGAAGGAGAGUUAUUGACAGUUCGAUCUGCAGCAUCAGACGAAAUUAUUGGAGAUUUGCUUGUAGGCUUAACGGGAGACUUCUGGAUCGGUUUGCGCCUACCAGCUGACCGAUGUAGCAACAUCGAAUCGAAAUUGAGAGGAUAUCAGUGGGCAACUGGAUUUCAAAUCACAGAAUUCAGCAACUGGAAAGACAACGUAAAUGUCUGCGCUCCACGGUGUGUGUCCGUUUCUACCGAUCGAAAGUGGACAGAACGACCUUGUCGGGAAAAAGUCGACGGAUUUUUGUGUCAGAAUGUUCAUGAAAGCAUGUGCCAAACACCGCAAAUGGAGGCUCAGGAGUUUUUGAAGGAUGGUGAAGGAUGCGCUAUGGCUCCUUGCGAACAUAUAUGCACAGAGGUACCAGGGGGCUACACAUGCUCGUGUAAAGAAGGAUAUAUUCCAAGUAGCGAAAAUCCGCACUUUUGUAAAAUGCACUGUUUUUUGGCCAAAUGUCCAGUAAUAUGCGACAGACACAGCGCUGGGACACAAUGUGAUUGUCCUAGUGGCUUCAUAAAGAGUGACGAUUAUUGCCAAGAUAUUGACGAAUGCGACAAUGGAUAUUGUGAUCAAAGUUGUGUUAACACGGUUGGAAGUUUUGUUUGUUCGUGCAGUGCAGGAUUUUCCCUUCAAAAUCUCGUUAAAUGUGUCAAAACAGUCGGAAAUGAAAGUGUUCCCUUAACAACGCCUGUCCACAGCGACUUUUUAGCGCCAGGUGUUAACUUUACAAGUAAUGUAUCAUCAGCAACAGCGGGGGGGUUUCUUUGGGUAUGGAUUUUCAUUGCAGUGGCGGUCAUAGCACUGAUACUUGUUGUUCGGUAUUGUGUUAUUAAGCGUCAUAAGCAGAAUGUCGAUAGCCAACAGAGAUGUAAUGACGAGGCGUUAUAGAAACCAGUGACUGCCACAUUAAGGAAUGAGGAAAAGCUACUCAAGUUGGGGAGGGGGGUUCAAUGCUACUGUUGUAACUGUCGUUCAGUAUUACUUCUAGAGCCAUGUUGUCAUAAAUGUUAUGAAACCUAAAUAAAGAUGUCUAAAAAGAAACAAAGAAUGACUUAUAGCAUUUUCAUAUGUAGAACAUUCUCAUAAUGGUUGCUAAAUAGUGUAUGAUAAAUAAAAACGGUUUAUGAAUCGUAAAAAUUGAAAAUAAAAGUUAACAUUUCGUUGAUGGAUACCCUACAAAUGAUACACAUACGCAUACACAUUUACAGACAAGGGCAUAUGGUUCUUUAAAUCAAAGUAAUAUAACAAUUGGUUGCUUAAGUGUCUCCUGACCCCUCCUGUCUCAGCCUCCAGUAUUUAUGCUGCAGUAGUUUAUGUGUCGGGGGGCUAGGGUCAGUUUGUUAUAU
Molecule: messenger RNA, 1685 nt
Organism: Oncorhynchus gorbuscha (pink salmon)
Lineage: Eukaryota; Metazoa; Chordata; Actinopteri; Salmoniformes; Salmonidae
Product: thrombomodulin
Exons: 1
Coding region: 106-1227 (373 amino acids)
Biological process (GO): cell migration
Cellular component (GO): extracellular matrix; membrane; external side of plasma membrane
Molecular function (GO): extracellular matrix protein binding; extracellular matrix binding; calcium ion binding
Source: RefSeq, a predicted model, not a curated record